AUGAGUCAGGUACUUCUUAUUCUGAUUCUUGAGUUUGAUAAUGAUAGGGUAGAUGAACCAAAAGUUGAACUGAUAGGUGAAAUGAUACAGAAGAAGUUAGGCCACUUACUAGGCUCAAAUUUUUGGGGUUUAGGAGAUGAUUUUGAUAAUAACAGUGAUGAAGAUUUGAAUAAUAACGUAGGUUAUGAUGGAAAUGGGAAUAAAAAGUACCUUCUGUUCAAUCAUCAAACCGAUAUGAGGAACCCUAUAUUGAUAAAGGGUUUGGUUUUCCCUAGCAGAGAUAUUUUAAAAGAUGCAGUCAAACAAUAUGGGAGGAUAAAUAGGGUAGUAACCAAACUAACUAGGAAUGACAAGCUUAGGGUGAAAGCAGUCUGUGUACCUAGUUGUCCAUGGACAUUGUGGGCAUCCAAAUUAAGUCCCAAGGAUCCAAUGGAUGCGAGUUGGCAGAUUAAGACCUUAAUCAAUCACCAUAAAUGUGGCAAGGGAUAUUAUGGUGGACAUUUGCUUGCUGCUGUUGGGGUUGAUGCCAAUGAUUAUAUAUAUCCAGUGGCCUUUACUGUAGUUGAGAGUGAAAACAAACAUUCAUGGUUUUGGUUCCUUAAGCUAUUACAGAAGGAUUUGGAGAUCAACAACUCCUAUAAUAUAUGCUUCAUGUCUGACAAACAAAAUGGUUUAAUAGAAGUGAUUUUUGUGUUGUUCCCUAAUGCUGAAAAAGCUGCUAAAGUAACUUUUCCAAGACAAUUUGAAGAAGCAAUGUCUGAAAUGAGGUCACUAUCAAAAUCUGCUGAGGCUUGGUUGCAUGGAAAGAAUCCAAGGACUUGGUCAAGAGCCCACUUCUCAACCAAACACAAAUCUGAUCUGCUACUGAACAACAACAGUGAAUGUUUCAACAAGAUCAUUUUAGAAGCUAGAGAUAAACCAAUCUUAACGAUGUUGGAAAUAAUUAGAAGAAAAGUCAUGACUAGGUUGGUUUCCAUGAGGGAGGCUGCUGAGAAGUAUCCUGGACCUUUAUGUCCAAGGAUACAGAAGAAGUUGUCUGAAAUUGUUAAUCAAUCCAAUAAUGUAUGGCAAGUAUAUGCUGGAAACGAGAAGUAUGAGGUAAAUUGUGGAUUAGGCAACAAGUAUGUAGUUGACCUCCUUAACUCCUCUUGUUCAUGCAGAAAAUGGGACUUCUCAGGAAUCCCACGCAAGCAUGCUAUUUCUUGCAUGCAACUACUGGCUGUGAGCCCCGAAACUUAUGUCAAUACAUGUUAUAUUGUCACUACCCAGUUGAAUAUUUACAGCCACUUGAUUAACCCUGUAAAAGGUCCUAUACAAUGGGAACAUGCGAAGGACAUGGAGCCUAUUCUUCCUCCUAUGAUUAGAACGCCUUUAGGAAGACCCAAACAAACAAGGAGGAAAGAAGUUGAUGAAGCAAGAAAAAGUGGACCAAAAUUAAACAAGACAGGACAACAAGCUAACUACACUAAAUGUGGCAAAACAGGCCAUAAUAAAAGGACUUGCAAAGGUAUUUUCGGGGGAACCCAAAUGGCAAACCAGUCAUCGAGCCUACAAAUUUUGAACCAAGCCACUUCAAUGGAUAACACAGCAAGCCAACCAUUCUUAAGCCAACAAAGCUCAAACCUUCUAGCAAAUUUUAGGGCCAAAUUACCUUUCAAAAGGAAUAAUCCACUUGGUCAAUGA
This is a messenger RNA of Gossypium arboreum, 1683 nucleotides long. RefSeq lists its product as uncharacterized. Gene Ontology annotation, molecular function: zinc ion binding. The coding region runs from base 1 to 1683 and encodes 560 amino acids. The transcript is spliced from 7 exons. Lineage: Eukaryota; Viridiplantae; Streptophyta; Magnoliopsida; Malvales; Malvaceae. The record is from RefSeq and is a predicted model, not a curated record.